AUCUGAUGAAGUGGCGAAGCUACGUCUGAACCGCUUUUGCUUUGAAUACCAUACAUUUAACAAAGAAUGUAACGAGGAGGUCGUAUUCAAAAAUUACCAAAUGCCGGUACGACACGCAGACCCUUCUAAAUCAGUUGCAUUGUCAGUGCCGCAUUCAGUAUUACAUCAAGGACCAACCGAUGUGUAGAAAAGUUCCAGGAUUAACACAGAAUUAGCACAAAGCAGAGACGCCACCUCAGCCCAACAUUUCAAACCAGCAAGUAGCAGAGGGAGAAAAAAAAAAAAAGAUUGAGAGAGAAGCAGUGUGUGCCUGAGACACAUACUCCAGCAACUCAAGACGAGUCCCAGAGAUCACAGACACACUGCAGCCAGGACGGGCAUCCUUCCGGAAAGAGAACCCUCACAGACGACAGCUUCAAGAGCAUGGAGGAAAAACAAUUUUCUGGCAUAUUGAAUGGGGCAGUUCCAGGAGAGCCAGUGAAGAAAGAUGAAAACUCCAGAAGGGGAAACUGGGGCAACCAGAUUGAGUUUGUCCUCACCAGUGUGGGCUAUGCAGUGGGGCUCGGCAAUGUCUGGAGGUUUCCUUACCUCUGUUACAGGAAUGGAGGAGGUGCCUUCAUGUUCCCAUAUUUCAUCAUGCUGGUGUUCUGUGGAAUCCCUCUGUUCUUCCUGGAGCUCUCCUUUGGGCAGUUCACCUCCCUCGGUUGCCUGGGAGUCUGGAAGGUCAGCCCCAUGUUUAAAGGUGUGGGCUAUGGAAUGAUGGUGGUCUCCACCUACAUUGGAAUCUACUAUAACGUGGUGAUAUGCAUUGCAUUUUAUUACUUUUUCAUGUCCAUGACAAACCUGCUGCCCUGGACGUACUGUAACAACCCCUGGAACACUCCUGACUGCAGUGGGGUGUUGAACACUCCACGAGCUAAUGCCACUUUUGCCAAUAUGUCUGCUGUUGUGUCGGGAGUGACUGAGAUAGUUAACCGCACUAAGAGGACCAGUCCUAGUGAAGAGUACUGGAGGAACUAUGUGCUGAAUGUCUCUGACGGUAUUGGGAACUUUGGGGAUGUGCGUCUGCCCAUUCUUGGCUGUUUGGCUGUAUCAUGGGUGGUGGUGUUCCUCUGUCUAAUUCGAGGGGUCAAAUCCUCAGGCAAGGUGGUGUAUUUCACAGCGACCUUCCCUUACGUGGUUUUGACUAUUCUCUUCAUCAGAGGGAUCACACUGGAUGGAGCCGUCAGUGGUAUCAAAUACUACCUGACCCCUCAGUGGCAGAAAAUUCUAGAUGCCAAGGUGUGGGGGGAUGCUGCCUCUCAGAUUUUCUACUCUCUGGGAUGUGCCUGGGGUGGGCUUAUCACCAUGGCGUCAUAUAACAAGUUUCAUAAUAACUGUUUCAGAGACAGUAUCAUCAUCAGUAUAACAAACUGUGGUACCAGUGUGUAUGCUGGCUUUGUUAUUUUCUCCAUCCUGGGAUUCAUGGCUCAUCAUCUGGGGGUGGAUGUGUCCGAGGUGGCUGAUCAUGGGCCGGGCCUGGCAUUUGUGGCCUACCCAGAGGCCCUAACACUGCUGCCCAUAUCUCCACUCUGGUCCCUGCUCUUCUUCUUUAUGCUCAUUCUACUGGGCCUGGGCACUCAGUUCUGUUUGCUGGAGACUCUAGUAACAGCUAUAGUAGAUGAGAUCGGAACUGACUGGAUUAUUAAAAAUAAGACUUAUGUCACUCUGGGAAUUGCCAUAGUAGGCUUCCUCCUCGGAGUACCACUUACAACACAGGCAGGGAUAUACUGGUUGCUGCUUAUGGACAACUAUGCUGCCAGUUUCUCUCUAGUCGUCAUCUCUUGCAUCAUGUGCAUCUGCAUAAUGUAUGUCUAUGGUUAUAAGAACUAUUUUAAAGAUGUGGAGAUGAUGCUGGGCUUUCCUCCUCCAGCUUUCUUCAGGAUCUGCUGGAGAUUUGUGUCUCCUUUGAUUAUUUCUUUCAUCCUGAUCUUUACAGUGAUCCAGUACAAGCCUAUCACCUACAAUGACUAUGUAUACCCCAGCUGGUCAUUGGUCAUUGGAUUUGCCAUGGCUUUGUCUUCAGUUAUCUGUAUACCCAUCUACGCUCUGUUCAAGAUUGCUAUGUCUGAGGGAUCCACAUUUUCAGAGCGUUUGAAGAACUCUCUGAAGCCUGACCCGGACUGGGGCCCAGCCCUACAGGAGCACCGUAAGGGCCGAUAUGCCACUAUUGGGCCUGAAUCUGUUGAGGUUUGCCCUCUCAAAGAAGAGCUGAAGGAUGAGGGGAAAGUGAAACUCCAGGAGAAGGAGAAAGAAACAGAGAAGGGGAAAAAGGAUGAGAUCGGUUUGACCAUCCCUGGAAGCAACGGCUCUACAUUGAACCCCACACCUAGUGCAUAGAGGACCCUUCCCCACCCUCGCCCCAGGACGGUUCCCUCUCCCCGCCGUCACACACUGUGGGGCAGGCCGCUCUCGCUGGAGACCUUUACAUAUUGUAAGGGCUUUAUGAAAUCUAACCUCUAGAGAAAUUGGUUGUCAUCCAAAACUUUUUUCUUUUUGUUCACAUAAUUUAAUAGUGCAGUUUUUUAAGAAGAAAAAAAGACAUAUACAGGAGAUGUAUGUAUACAGCGCAUUGUACAAUAUUUUCACUCUGUGUUGAGUAGACUGGAGAUGUGACUGUAGCCACAGCAGUAGCUACAAUGGGAUUUGGCUUAUGUGUUUAUAGGAGUGGCAGUGCUGGUCAGGUUAAAAGCUGAAGACCAAAUAAUCUUUGUUACAAUGUUGUAAAGGCCCCAUAAUGACACUGUUGAGGGGGGUUAUGUUUGGAAACCAUAGUGUUCACAUGGGCAAUUGUGUGGUGGAUGGUCAAUAUGUAUUUUUCAGUGGCCAGUGCCAUGCAUUGCAGGUGACUGAUAGUUGAUAAAAUGCAUGGAUAUAAUAUAAUGCUAUUUAAUGAUAGCAAAUGAGACAAACUGCUGAAGUUAAAUGAACAUUUAACACAGUAUUUAUUCAGAAUUCUAUUUGAAAAUAUACAUUGACUGGACUGAACUGAAACAAAGAAGAGCUAACACGUUUGUUUACUAGCCAAGUCAACUUGGUUAAUCAGCUGAUAACAAUAAUCUCAAAAUGGCAGAUUUGUUAUCUCAAAACAUCGGCCGAUAAAGUCGCCUGAACACCUUGAGAUGUUAAGAAAAGGUGUUUGUGUUCAGAACAAUAAAUAUGCACAGGCCAAGAGAAUAACAAGAACUGCAUAUCCCUUCAAGUGAGAGCACAAAUACAAAACAAAGGAUAAUUGGUCUUCAGCUCUUACUGCCAGUGGUAUCUGGACCGAAGUAAAACUUCUCAACUCCUUCUCGACUAACUUCUCCCAUUCUCAGGGUUACACACAAUUUGCUUUUUGCAAACUGUUUUCCAACACCUUGAGAUGAUUUAUUUGCUGUUGUUAGGUGUUUGACAUGAGAGGAGAGGGGUUUUCAUGUAGGAACUCCCACAUGAAAUGCCAAAUCUGUUUAGUCUUCCAGGCAUUUUAGAGUAAAUUUGCAAGGCAUCUCCUGAGCGAGGGGGGCAUGUGUGCGACAACAGAAGCAGCUAGUUCCUCAUUAGAUUCAGUACUGUAGUAUGCAAACUAACCCUGCUCUUCACAGAAAAAAAAGAGGCAUGUUACCAAAAACAUGUGCACAAGCCUUUAUAUCCUGAUGUCUUAGAUGGUAUUUUUGUUUUUGUGUGUGUGAUAGGUAGUUUUUUGUUGUCUACUCAUGUUAAAAGACUUGAACUGGUGUGUAUUUGUCAUUUAAAGGCAUCUGGCUGUACUGAGCCAAACAGUCAUGUGAUUGAACACUGAACAGUAAGGUUGCAUGCAGAAAGACCACAGGUUUUCCUUAGCUGAGAAAAUAUAGCAUCAAUCAGUUUCACUGUGGUUAGUAUAAUUGUUGGGUAGUCAGUAUUUUUUUCCCUCAUAUUAUUGUAAAAUAUCAUGAAACAGACAAAUGAGAAGUCAAACCAUCAAAUUUAUAUGGCAAUGUUUACCAUUCCUCAAGACUGACUGGUUUCACAUUUGUUGGCAAUAGGGAGGGGACAGACUGGAAUGGAUAUUUUGACCAUGCUUAGACUUCAUUUUUAUGACGUUUGGUGCUUGGCUUUUUUAUGAUGGUAUUAUAGUGUUUAUAUAGCUGGAUGGACUUUUGUCAAGAUGCAGUAUAUCAUAUCAUUCCAGUGUUGUUUCAACAAGGCCCCUCUCUUACAGUGCAUAUGGUUGGUGUGGCACAAAUCCGUAGUUACACUGUGAGUAUUUCUGGGAGAUUGCCUGACACCACUUAAUGGGGAGUCUAGCAAUGCAGCUGCUAAUGUGCUGAUGGAUCAUUUAAUGAGACUUCUGAUUAUUUUGUUUUCUCAUAAACAGUAAAUCACUGUAUAUAGUCAAGUCAAAGUAGUUUAUUGUUAUUUCUCUCCUGCGUGGUAGGAAAAAUGAUGUCAGUAUUCAUAUAGCUUAAAAGUCUAAAUCAUUGUUUUAUGUACAUUUUAUUAAUCUCUGCAUGAAGGUAUUAUAUAUAUAUAUUUUCAUAUCUUAUCCAAAAAUAUACAAUACACAAUCUAACUGAAAAAAGUGACAAAAAAGAGAGACCUAAUGACAAGUAAGGGGUUGUUCACACUGAUUCACUUUUGCGUUCGUCCACACUGUUUUUCAAUUAUUUUGAUUUUGUACGUGAAAAUGCGCUAGACAGAUGUCUAUCACAGGCCCUUUUGACAUUUAAUCAUGUUCAGGAUAUAAAUUGUAUAUAUAUAUAUAUAUAAUUAAAUGUUUACUUGAUCUUGAUAUUAGAAAUGACAUUACUUGUGGAAAUUCACAUUCUUGAUAUCAAAAAUUGAAUUUCAACUAGUAAAAGUCGUGAUUAUGGAUAUCUGAAACCGCUUUUUCACUAGUAGAAUUUCACAAUUAUCUGUCAUUCACUCCUGUUCAAAAUGCAAUUACAGAUAUCUAUAAUUUCUUACUAGCUGAAAUUGCAAUUUCACAUAUCAACAAUGUACUACUUAACAGGAAAAAUGCUAAUUUUCUACAAAAGUUACUUUAUUUCUAGUGCAAACGUCCAUUUCUGAUAUCAACAAUUGAAUUACAACUAGCAAAAAUUGUCAUUUUUGAUAUAUGUAAUUUGGUUUUCAAAAGUGGCAAUGUUAAUUUCAGAUAUCUUUAAUGUUAUUGUAACUAGUGAGAAUACCUUUUAAGAUAUCUGUAAUUAUUCUUCAGUUUAUUGAUAUCUAAAAACUAUUUCUAGAUAAAUGAAAUACCAAAUCUAGCCAGUUAAAAUACAUGAUUACAUAUCAAAAACUAGCAUUUUCACUAAUUGUUGAUAUCAGGAAUGGGUAUUUUUAACAAUGUAAUUUUUGGUAUCAAAAAUUAUUUAUUCAAAAAUAAAAAAAAUAAGUGCACAGCUGAUAUAUAAAAUUGAAAUUUUAAAAAGUAAUUAAUUAAAGAUAUCUGUUAUUGCGUUUUGAAUGUAAUUACAAAAAUUAGACAGAUAUCAGUAAUUAUAUUUUUAACUAGUUAAAAAUUCCUUUUUUGGAAUAUUAGAUGUCAUUUAAUAAGUAAUGAUGUCAUUUUUGAUAUCAAGAAAGCAAAUGUAUUUACAAGAAUUAGAAUCAAGAAUUAGCAUUUUUACUAGAAGUAAUUUCAUUGCUGAUAUCAAGAAUAGCAUUUAAACUAGUGAAAAUUGAACUGUAGAUAUCUAUAACUCCUAUCCUGCACAUAAUUAAAUGUUAAAAGGGCUUGCGAUAGGACAUCUUUGACCAUUGCGCCACCUCACGCUGGUUUUUUUGUUUUGUUUUUUUUACAGUGCAUCACGAAGGAGCGUCGAGUGUUUUCGAUGCUGUGUUAAGUUAAAAAGAACUUAAACUGUUAAAAACACAUCUAGCUUUUUAGCACAAAGACGCAUUCGUUGUGAACGGUCCCUAACCCUGCUGCCUAACAGACGGUAUCAGACACUCAGGGGAGUAGUUAGAAGUUCGAGUCCUAGGUUUUUGUGAUGUCAUCGAAGCACAACAGUACUUGCAUUUCACAAACUCUAGCUUUUCCUCUGUUAUACAGUGGGGUCUGUAGAUGAAAGCAGUAAAAUGCAGCAUACGCUCUCUAUGCUGCCCAGUUUAAGGGGUCAUGAGACAACUAGACUCGACACUAACAGCACUUUUUACUGGUUCUCUUUAGCUGGCUACAUGCACAGUAACUACAAUAAGAUUAAUCGCUGUCAGAAAUGUAACUGCACAAGAUUGAAACUUGCUCCGGGCCUCAUUUGUCUAAUGUGUGGUCCUCAGAACUUGAACGUGACAUGAAGACCAUGUGUCUGUCUCUAGGUACUGAAAAAUUUACCUUUACUCUUAUAGUAGAAAUGUUAUGCAUCAGUGCCAUUCUUGCACUGUUCUUCAUCUUUUGCCCCCCCCCCCCCCUCUCUCUCUCUCUCUCCCUCCCUCUCUCCCUCUCUCUCUCUCUCUCUCUCUCUCUAUUGUACAGUAAUGUAAAAAAAAGACAAAAACCCAACUGAUGUGUAUGUUUGUGUUUGUUUUUAUCAGGGUGGGUUGGGAGGGUAAAAUGCUAUAGGUGGGUUUAUUUUUUAGUUGUUUUUACUUUUUUUCUUAUUGUAACGUAGCUAAUGUCAUGUGUACAGAGUGCUUUGUGUAGUGGAUGUUCAACUGCUGAGUCAAGCUUUCAUGUUUGUACUAGUAUUGAUGUUAUGUAAUUUUAAUCAGUAUGUAAUUAUCCAUAUUGUCAUUUAACAAACAUAAUUUACCUUUGUAAGAUAUUUUUCCUUUUUAUUUUUAUAGUACUAAAACUUUAUUUUAUCAUUAAAUGUUAUCAUUUUUAGCAAUGUUCUGUGACACUACAUUUUUUCCUGAACCUCCUCAAGCCAGCUGAUCUCAAACGUACUGGCAAAUUAAGUCUUUGGACUAAAACAUAUAUAUAUAUAUAUAUAUAUAUAUAUAUACACAGACACACAGAAAUGCUUUUAGCAGAAGUGUCUGGUCAUACCAGAUACAGAAAAAAAUGCUUAUUACUGUGGAAAGACAGUCUAAAGCCAACAGUGUUAUAUCUUCAUCUCAGUUUUGUACUGUCAUAAUACAUUUUAAAGUGUACAGUAUUUGUUGUGUGCUGCGAAACUCUUUAAGGACAGUGUAAACAUUUCUGUCAGUUGACCCAUGAUCACUUUCUUAUAUGCUCAUUAAUUGCAAAAUGUAAAAACAGAUUGAUGAAGAAAGCACAAUUGAUUGUUCGGAAAGAAUGUUUUUACACAUGCAUGCCUAAUUGCCCAUCUUUGAAUAAUUUUCGCUAUGCAUUUGAAAUGUUUAUUGAUGCAUUUUAAAAAGAUUGCUAUCAUCAAACUAAGUUAUUAUUUAGGAACUUUAAAGGGAUAGUUCACCCAAAAAUGAAAAUUCUCUCAUCAUUUACUCUCCCUCAUGCCAUCCCAGAUGUGUAUGACUUUCUUUCUUCUGCAGAACACAAAUUAAGAUAAAUCGUGUGAUUUUUGGAGCUUGAAAGGUCUAGUCACCAUUCACUUGCAUUGUAUGGAAUGACAGAGCUGAGAAAUUCUUCAAAAAAUCUUCGUUUGUGUUCUGCAGAAGCAAGAAAGUCAUACACAUCUGGGAUGGCAUGAGGGAGAGUAAAUGAGAGAAUUUUCAUUUUUGGGUGAACUAUCCCUUUAAUUUGAGUAUAUUAAAAUAGAUCAACCAUGUUUUAAAUAUUGUCAGAUAUCAACCAGCUAUGGGCAUUGGAAAAGAUGUUUCUGAAAAGUCCACACAAUUGGUAACACUUCUAAGUGGACUUUGCUCCUAAUAUGGCUUGGCUUUCAAAUUAUGUGUCAUAAAAUGUGAAUCUUCUAACACAAUCUAACACAUCACUAUUGCAUUGCAUAUCAGUAAUUAGUUUGCAUGCUGUUGAAUUGAUAGGGAUGACAUACAUCCUAAAAUGACAUGGUGUGGUGGCUGUCUUUGGAGUAAACAAAACAAAUACUAGAAUUCGGUGAAAAAUAUGCACACAAACAAAUACCUAGAUGGAAAUAUUAACUGAGCACAAUUUUGUGGCUGUAUGAAAUAUAACUACACAGAAUCAUCGAAACUGUGAAUUCAUAGUCAUUACCUAUGACCAUUUAAGAGUCUCUAUAUAUAUAUUAUCAUGCAUUUUCAUGUGGUCACAGCACUUUAAAAAUCUUGUGUGUUUGAAAGCAACAAAAAAUAUUACAAACUUGCAAAAAAGUUUCCCGUUUCCUGCAUCCUGCAUCCUAAAAGAUGUCAUGUAUUUACAGUAGUGUGUGUAUUCUGCUGUGCUCAUGGCAAUAUAAAACAGUGAAGUUGUAGAAUGACAAGCACAAUGACAUGAGCUCAGUACCUUAUCAAACAUAUCUAACAAUGUCUUAAAUUUUAGGGCCAAACUGCAUUGAAAUUGUCUUAGUCAUGUAUGUUGUAUAUCUUAAACUGUUCACUUUGAAAUGGUAAAUAAAGUUUAUUUUAA
Molecule: messenger RNA, 8470 nt
Organism: Myxocyprinus asiaticus (Chinese sucker)
Lineage: Eukaryota; Metazoa; Chordata; Actinopteri; Cypriniformes; Catostomidae
Gene: slc6a9
Product: solute carrier family 6 member 9
Exons: 14
Coding region: 424-2379 (651 amino acids)
Biological process (GO): glycine import across plasma membrane; sodium ion transmembrane transport; neurotransmitter transport
Cellular component (GO): plasma membrane
Molecular function (GO): glycine:sodium symporter activity
Source: RefSeq, a predicted model, not a curated record